AUUGUCAUCAGAUUUUUUAGUGUUCUAGUGCUUUGUAAGGAUGACACAAGGCACAAGGAGGACUGUCCAGUUGGUGAUCUUAUGCGUUUUUUCUGGGUGUGUAUUUGGUAGGGAGUUGCAGGGGGAGGGGGAUGAGAAGUUCUUAGGGUUUGGCAAGGGUGGUGGAUUUGGCGGCGGUGGUGGUUUUGGAGGAGGUGUUGGCGGUGGUGCUGGGGGUGGGUUCGGUAAAGGUGGAGGAAUCGGCGGUGGGUUUGGUAGAGGUGGAGGAAUCGGCAGUGGGUUUGGUGAAGGUGGAGGUUUCGGCGGUGGAGUUGGUGGGGGAGCUGGCGGUGGUUUAGGUGGAGGACAUGGUGGUGGAAUCGGAGGAGGACAUGAUGGAGGAGUUGGUGGUGGAUUCGGGAAAGGUGGAGGGAUUGGAGGUGGAAUUGGAGGAGGACAUGGUAGUGCAGUUGGUGGUGAAUUUGGAAAAGGUGGAGGCAUAGGUGGUGGUAGUGGUGGAGGACAUGGUGGUGGGUUCGGUAAAGGUGGAGGCAUUGGUGGUGGAAUUGGUAGCGGAAAAGGUGGUGGAGUUGGUGGUGGGUUCGAUAAAGGUGGAGGCAUUGGUGGGGGAAUUGGCGGUGGAAAAGGUGGUGGGUUCGGUACGGGUGGAGGUAUUGGUGGUGGAAUUGGAGGAGGACAAGGUGGGGGAGUUGGUGGUGGAUUCGGUAAAGGUGGAGGAGUUGGUGGUGGAAUAGGAGGGGGACAUGGUGGUGGAGUUGGCGGUGGGUUUGGUAAAGGUGGAGGAGUUGGUGGUGGAAUAGGAGGAGGACAUGGUGGAGGAGUUGGUGGAGGUUUUGGGGUGGCGGAGUUGGUGGGGAGUUGGCGGAGGUUCUGGUGGAGGACUUGGUGGCGGAAAGGGUGGGGGAGUUGGUGGAGGACUUGGUGGAGGUUCUGGUGGAGGACUUGGCGGAGGAUCUGGUGGAGGACUUGGCGGCGGAAAGGGUGGGGGAGUUGGUGGAGGAGUCGGCGGAGGUUCUGGUGGAGGACUUGGUGGAGGAGGUGUUGUUGGAGGUGGAGCUGGUGGUGGAUUUGGAAAAGGUGGAGGAAUAGGUGGAGGUUUUGGAAAGGGCGGUGGAGGAGUUGGCGGAGGUUCUGGUGGAGGACUUGGCGGCGGAAAGGGUGGGGGAGUUGGUGGAGGAGUCGGCGGAGGUUCUGAAGGAGGACUUGGCGGCGGAAAGGGUGGGGGAGUUGGUGGAGGAAUUGGUGGAGGUGGUGGGGCAGGAGGUGGAGCUGGUGGUGGAUUUGGAAA
Molecule: messenger RNA, 1288 nt
Organism: Amborella trichopoda
Lineage: Eukaryota; Viridiplantae; Streptophyta; Magnoliopsida; Amborellales; Amborellaceae
Source: RefSeq, a predicted model, not a curated record